AUGCCGACAGCCGGGAGCCCGCCCGCUGCCCUGCACCAGAGCCCCACAGCAUCUGCCCGCCUCCUUCCCCUCAGAGAGUCCCCAAAUGCCCCUGGCCCUGCCUUCCCGGGCAGCCCCAAACACAAGCCCCACUUCCUGUCCAGGAGUAGCGGCUAUGUGGGCAUCCAGCUGGCGGUGCCUUCACCAGAACCCCCCGCGCCGCCUGCUCACCCCAAGCCCUCCCAGACCCACAAGCCUCCUGGGAGCCUGUGGGCCGGGGCAGCACCCACGGUCCAGACUGCCAGCCGCGUCCAGGAGCCGGAGCGCCGGAGGAGGGACGCGCCGUCCAGAGGACACCAGCCAUCAGAGGGGAAGGCCCCCGGGCACCGCCCCACUCUGAAGAUGCUGACCACAGAGACGGCCACCAGGGAGCCCCACUCCAAAGUUCACGUCCCAAACAUCAACGGCUGCCACUUCCAGCCACCUCUGUGUCCGCCCCCUCCCCGCCACGGGCCGCCAGGCCCUCGCCCACGGGGCCCACUUCCAGAACCCAGCACUCGAAAGGCCGGAGGCCACCGUGGAGGAGGAGGCCCAGCUCCCAGCAAGCAGCAGCUGCACGUGGCACAGGAGGGAGCCGUGGGCAGCCCGGAACCACGUGGCACCGCACCACAGGCUUUGCUCCCCUUCGAAAGACCAGGGCCGGAAGACCGGCCCCGGGUUCCUGAGCCCAGGGCACCCCUGAGGGACAGCAGCCUCGAGAACGAGCCAGGUGCUGCCGCCCGUCAGGGGAAGCCCGGGGCCCGGCCUGGGCGGCCCAUCCCCAACUCUGCGCUCGGGGGAGCUCAGACCUCAGAGGCAGGGGUGUGGGGUGGAGCCCCGGGAACACCCUUGGAAGACUCCUUGCCACGGUUCUUAUCCCCUGUCCCACCAGGGCGGCUCUACGGUGACGAUCCCGAGACACCCCCGUGCGGCCCGGUGCUCCCAGGCUCCUUCCAGCAGCCUUCACCGAAGAACGCGGGGGCCCCACACCUCGCUCUCACCUCCUUCUAUUUCCUUGACUCAGGCUCCAGCCAAGGUACCACCCAACCCUGGAAUGACCCUAUUGAAAUGCCAACGGGCCUCCUGGGAGGGACGGGCACCACAGGGGGCCACAGGAGCAGGGACAAGGUGAUUCGUUGGAAGGGGAAGGCAGUGCCCGCUGCCUGA
This is a messenger RNA of Felis catus (domestic cat), 1185 nucleotides long. RefSeq names its product basic salivary proline-rich protein 1-like. The transcript is spliced from 8 exons. Bases 1 to 1185 code for a protein of 394 amino acids. The record is from RefSeq and is a predicted model, not a curated record. Lineage: Eukaryota; Metazoa; Chordata; Mammalia; Carnivora; Felidae.